GGACACAUUUACUUGUUGGCGGCACACUCUUCCACGACAAAGUCCAGGCCGCUACAUAGAUAUCUUUGCGAGGCAGGCCCUUUCACAAGCCCCAGUCAUAGCCAUGGCUCGGUCUUCGAGGAGGAUGUCAUCAUGGCCGAUCUCCUACCUCUCAAUUCUACUCCUGUUGUUCUUCGUCUCUCCUGCAGUGAUGGUCAAACACCACGACUUCAAGCGCUGCGACCAGUCUGGCUUCUGUAAGAGAAAUAGAGCUCUUGCGGAUUCCAUGACAGAGAAGGGCAGCCCUGAAUCUUCUCCCUACCAGCUCGAUGCCGCCUCGAUCAAGUUCAAGGAUGGCCGCUUGGAUGGCUCCAUUAUCAAAUCGCUGGCCGACGGUGAUGCAGUUAAACUACCCCUGACGAUGACCUUCCUUGACCGCGGCAAUGUCCGGGUCACUGUCGACGAGGAGAAGAGAAGGAAGGGUGAGAUUGAGCUGCGGCAUGGCAGCGUCGCCAGAAAGGAGAGAUACGACGAAGCCGCUGCCUGGGCCCUCACUGGAGCCGGCCUCCAAGCCCAGACGACAGCUUCAAUGAAAAAAGUAUCGAAAGAUGUUACAGAGGUGUCGUGGGGACCCAGUGGUCACUUCAAGGCCAUCAUUCGGCACGCCCCUUUCGGGGUCGAGCUUUGGUCGGGUGAAGAGAAGCACGUCGUGUUCAAUGGCCGGGGAUUUUUGAAUGUCGAGCAUUGGCGGCCAAAGGUUGAGAAGCCUUCGGUGGACGAGAAUAAUACUGAAGCACAGCCCGCCGAACCAACGGAAGACGAAAGCACUUGGUGGGACGAGAGCUUCGGAGGAAAUACUGACUCGAAGCCCAAGGGCCCGGAAAGCGUUGCAAUGGACAUCACCUUCCCUGGAUACGGGCAUGUGUACGGUCUCCCGGAACAUACAGGGCCUCUGUCAUUGAAGGAGACCCGUGGAGGAGACGGAAACUAUGACCAGCCAUACCGAAUGUACAACAGCGACGUCUUCGAAUACGAACUCGACUCUCCUAUGACUCUAUACGGAUCAAUACCAUUCAUGCAUGCUCACAGAAAGAGUUCCACGGUUGGUGUUUUCUGGCUGAAUGCCGCUGAGACCUGGGUGGACAUUGUCAAGUCGAAACACGACACAAACCCGCUGACUCUGGGCCUCACGGGCGGAGUUGUCGACACACAUACGCACUGGAUAUCUGAAGGUGGACUUCUGGACGUGUUUGUCAUGCUGGGUCCAACACCCGAAGACGUUUCCAAAUCAUAUGGGGAGCUGACCGGCUACACUGCAAUGCCGGCAUCGUUUGCCAUUGCCUACCAUCAAUGCAGAUGGAACUAUGUGAGCGACGAGGAUGUCAAGGAUGUCGACCGGAAAUUCGACAAGUUCAAUAUCCCCUACGAUGUCAUCUGGCUUGAUAUUGAAUAUACGGAUGACAAGAAAUACUUCACCUGGGAUCCGUUGAACUUCCCAGAUCCCAUUUCGAUGGAGAAGCAACUUGAUGAGACUCAACGCAAGCUAGUUGUCAUUAUUGAUCCGCACAUCAAGAACAAGGAUGGAUACUUUGUCGUGGACGAACUCAAGAGCAAGGACUUGGCGGUCAAGAAUAAAGACAACAACAUUUUCGAGGGGUGGUGCUGGCCGGGGAGCUCUCACUGGAUUGACGCUUUCAAUCCCGCGGCACGAGCCUGGUGGAAAUCGCUAUUUACAUUCGAUCGGUUCAAAGGCACGCAAUCGAACGUGUGGCUGUGGAACGACAUGAAUGAGCCAUCUGUCUUCAACGGACCAGAAAUCACCAUGCCGCGGGAUAACUUGCACCACGGCAACUGGGAACAUCGCGACCUGCAUAACAUCAACGGCAUGACCUUCCACAACGCCACCUACCACGCUCUCUUGGAACGCAAAAAGGGAGAGAUCCGACGGCCAUUUGUACUCACUCGAUCGUUCUACGCAGGCUCGCAGAGAUCUGCGGCAAUGUGGACGGGUGACAACCAGGCAAGCUGGGAGCACCUUGCUGCAUCGAUUCCAAUGAUUCUCAAUCAAGGUGUUGGUGGAUUCCCUUUCGCUGGCGCCGACGUGGGUGGAUUUUUUGGCAAUCCCAGCAAAGAACUUCAGACGAGGUGGUAUCAAGCUGGCGCAUUCUAUCCAUUUAUGCGUGGUCAUGCGCAUAUUGACACGCGCAGGCGUGAACCCUAUAUGCUAGGGGAGCCAUAUACUGGUAUCAUGACCCAGGCCUUGCGGCUUCGUUAUUCACUCCUCCCGGCGUGGUACACGGCUUUCCAUGAAGCUGCUACGGACGGGCACCCUAUUGUGCGAGCCCAGUACUUUGUGCAUCCAUCAGAUGAAAGAGGGUUUGACAUUGACGAUCAGAUGUAUCUCGGCUCCACGGGUCUGCUGGUGAAACCCGUCACCGUUGAAGGAGGCGAGAGCGUGGACGUCUACCUGUCAGAUGACGAGAAUUACUACGACUACUUUGAUUACACGACAUAUGCUGGCGGUUCCAGAACGCACAAGAUCGACGCACCGUUGGACAAGAUUCCCUUGCUCAUGCAAGGCGGUCACAUCAUCCCCAGGAAAGACCGACCGAGGAAGAGUUCCGGAUUGAUGAAGUGGGAUCCGUACACUCUCGUCGUUGUUUUGGAUAAACACGGCGAGAAAGCGGAGGGCACGCUGUACGUGGAUGACGGAGAGACCUUUGACUACCAGCAGGGGGCGUAUAUCCACCGCCAAUUCUCGUUCGAGGGUGGAGUGCUCCGAAGCAGCGAUAUUGGCACCAAAGGAGCGAAGACCGCGGGAUAUCUGAAGGCAAUGAAAGGGGUGAAGAUCGAGAAGAUCAUUGUAGUCAACGCGCCGGCUGCAUGGUCAUCAGCCGGCGAGCUGGCAGUGUCGGAGGACGGGUUCAAGGGGGAGCGAAAGGUCGAAAUCAGUUAUCACGCCGCGACCGGGAACAAGGCAGCUUGGGCCGUGGUCAGGAGUCCCGGGAUGGGCAUCGGCGUGGAUUGGAGCGUCAAGUUCCCCGAGAGCGCGAGCUCCGCUCCAAAGACGGAAUUGUAGGCCUCUGUACAACAAACACGACACACGAUCACCAUAACAUAGAGAAAUGGGCAAUCCAUGGCAUGAUGGGAAGAAAGACGUGAUUAAUAAACACAGUAUAUUCCGAGUAUACUCGGCAGCAUUCCGCAACCCAACCCACAUGGCGUCGCCAGUAUCCUGCGACCCUGGUACCAUGGGGCUUCUGUAUGUAUGUAUGUAUGUAUGUAUGUAGAUGUAUAAGCUGACAAAGUCGUU
Cladophialophora immunda is the source of this 3292-nucleotide messenger RNA. RefSeq lists its product as uncharacterized. Gene Ontology annotation, molecular function: carbohydrate binding; alpha-glucosidase activity. Gene Ontology annotation, cellular component: glucosidase II complex. Lineage: Eukaryota; Fungi; Ascomycota; Eurotiomycetes; Chaetothyriales; Herpotrichiellaceae. Gene Ontology annotation, biological process: carbohydrate metabolic process; N-glycan processing. The transcript is spliced from 2 exons. The record is from RefSeq and is a predicted model, not a curated record. The coding region runs from base 104 to 3058 and encodes 984 amino acids.